GUCCGGAAGAGGCAGUCUGGUACGAGGAGCGGAGUGAGACGCAUCGAAGACAAUGGCGGAUUCAUCUGAGUCGUUCCACAUGGCCACCAGCCCCAGCCGCUCCAGGCGGGGAGACCUGACCUCCAGCCCCGGCAGAGACCUGCCCCCCUUUGAGGACGAGUCCGAGGGGCUGCUGGGAGAUGAAGUCCUGCCAGGGCAGGAGGAAGAGGAUGAUGGAGAGGAGCUGAUAGGGGAUGGGAUGGAGAGGGACUAUCGGGCCAUCCCAGAGUUGGACCAGUACGAGGCGGAGGGUUUGGACCUGGAUGAGGAGGACUUGUCGGAGCUCUCCCCCGGAGCGCGGGCUGCCGCCGAGGAGGCCAUGAGGAGGAGGGACAGAGAGCAGGGAAUCAGGGGGAGGCUCAGGAGAGGAUUGCUCUAUGACAGCGAAGAUGAGGAUGAUGAGCGCCCAGCAGCCCGGAGAAGGCGAUUGGCUGAGAGAGCAGCAGAGGGGGUCGGAGAAGGAGAGGAUGAAGAAAUGAUAGAAAGCAUUGAGAAUCUGGAGGAUAUGAAGGGUCACACAGUGAGGGAAUGGGUGUCCAUGAUGGCCCCCCGGCUGGAGAUCUACCAUCGCUUCCGCAACUUCCUCAGGACCCACGUGGACGAGAAUGGACACAACGUCUUCAAGGAGAAGAUCAGCGACAUGUGCAAAGACAAUAAGGAGAGUCUGGUGGUGAACUACGAGGACCUGGCAGCCAGAGAACAUGUGCUGGCGUACUUCCUGCCAGAGGCUCCGAUCGAGAUGCUCAAGGUGUUUGACGAGGCGGCGAAAGAGGUGGUCCUGGCCAUGUACCCCAAAUACGACCGCAUCGCCCAUGAAAUUCACGUCCGCAUCUGCAACCUGCCGCUGGUGGAAGACCUGCGCUCACUCAGGCAGCUCCAUCUGAACCAGCUGAUCCGGACCAGCGGUGUGGUCACCAGCUGCACGGGGGUUCUCCCCCAGCUCUCCAUGGUCAAGUACAACUGUAACAAGUGUAGCUUCGUACUGGGGCCGUUCUUCCAGUCUCAGAACCAGGAGGUGAAACCGGGCUCCUGCCCAGAGUGUCAGUCCCUGGGGCCCUUUGAGAUCAACAUGGAGGAGACGGUAUACCAGAACUACCAGCGAAUCACCAUUCAGGAGAGCCCAGGCAAGGUGGCUGCAGGCCGCCUCCCACGCUCCAAAGAUGCGAUCCUAUUGGCUGACCUGGUGGACAGCUGCAGGCCAGGAGACGAGAUUGAGCUGACGGGCAUCUAUCAUAAUAACUACGACGGCUCAUUGAACAUGGCCAAUGGCUUCCCCGUGUUUGCCACUGUGAUCUUGGCGAAUCACAUCACCUGCAGAGACGAGCGGGUCGCUGUGGCCGAGCUGACUGACGAGGACGUCAAGGCCAUCGUGGCGCUCUCCAAAGACGAGCGCAUCGGAGAGCGGAUUUUUGCCAGCAUUGGUCCGUCUAUCUAUGGUCAUGAGGACAUCAAGCGAGCCCUGGCCCUGGCCUUGUUUGGAGGGGAGUCCAAAAACCCAGGUGGUAAACACAAGGUGCGUGGUGACAUCAAUGCCUUGCUGUGUGGAGACCCAGGAACCGCCAAGUCUCAGUUCCUCAAGUACGUGGAGAAGGUGGCCAGCCGUGCAGUGUUCACUACAGGGCAGGGGGCCUCAGCUGUGGGUCUGACUGCCUACGUCCAGAGACAUCCCGUCACCCGGGAGUGGACUCUGGAGGCUGGCGCUUUAGUGUUGGCCGACCGCGGGGUCUGUCUCAUCGAUGAGUUUGACAAGAUGAACGAUGCAGACAGGACCAGUAUCCACGAGGCCAUGGAACAGCAAAGCAUCUCCAUCUCCAAGGCCGGCAUCGUCACCUCGCUCCAGGCUCGAUGCACCGUCAUCGCUGCUGCUAACCCCAUCGGCGGCAGGUAUGACCCCUCGCUGACCUUCGCAGAGAACGUGGACCUGACAGAGCCGAUCAUCUCACGUUUCGACGUGCUUUGUGUGGUCCGAGACACUGUGGAUCCCGUACAGGAUGAGAUGUUGGCACGCUUUGUGGUUGGUUCCCACAUCAAGCAUCAUCCCAGCAACAAGGAAGGAGGUGUGGCCAGUUUAGAGGAAAUAGUUCUACCCAACUCGUCAGAUGUCCCGGCCAUUCCACAGGAACUCCUCAGGAAGUACAUCAUAUAUGCCAAGGAGCGGAUUCAUCCCAAACUGAAUCAGAUGGACCAGAACAAGGUGGCUCAUAUCUACAGCGACCUACGCAAAGAAUCCAUGGCCACGGGCAGCAUCCCCAUCACAGUGCGUCACAUCGAGUCGAUUAUUCGCAUGGCGGAGGCUCACGCUAGGAUGCAUCUGAGAGACUACGUCCGGGAGGACGACGUCAACAUGGCCAUCCGCGUCAUGCUGGAGAGCUUCAUCGACACACAGAAGUUCAGCGUCAUGAGGAGCAUGAGGAAGAUGUUUGCACGUUACCUGGCAUUCCGCAGGGACAACAACGAGCUUCUCCUCUUCAUCCUGAAGCAGUUGGUCUCUGAACAGGUGACCUACCAGAGGAACCGAUACGGAGCCCAGAGUGACACCAUGGAGAUAGCAGAGAAAGACCUGCAGGAUAAGGCGAGGCAGAUAAACAUCCACAGCCUGUCUUCUUUCUACGACAGUGACCUGUUCCGCUCCAACAAGUUCUCCCACGACACCAAGAAGAAGCUGAUCAUUCAGCACUUCUAGAGUCUUCUCCGAGGCUUCGUCCUCCUUCCCCUUCCUGUAGGAUACCGAUUCAUAAACUGUCUCAGGGUGCAAAACCUGCCCUGAGUGGGUUUGUUCAGUGGUUUAAAACUAGUCGUCCCGUGUGUUCGUCUCACCUGCGGAUGGAAGCGGUGGAAGAUGUUUUGAAUUCCUCCGGUUUCAGGAGGAGAUUCCCACCGAGGACGUUUUAGGUUGAUGUUCACAAUGUGAGUAGGUGUGAGCUGUUGGUUGGGGGGGUGUUCACAGGUUCACUCUGGGUGGGUGGGGGUGCCAAACAUGGAAGCGGUGAGGCAGUAGUAAAAGCUAUGUGGAACAUUUUCGAUAAAUCGAAAUGCUAUUUUCAAAGGUUUAGUUGACAGAAUAACAACUUUGGUGGACUUCCUGUGUUUCAAACCUGACUGUUUGAUGAUAAACUUGUUUCACUGGUCGCCAAACCAAAUAUAAAACACAUUAUCAUCAGUGAACCUAGACAUAACCCAGAAACCUUCUGUCACAACUCCAGCCAUGAAACCGCUGGCUGUGUUUUCAUGCCCUCAGGUUUGGGCCGAUGUAAAUAAUUGUACAUAUUUUUUUUUCCUCGUAUUUCUCAUGUUUUUUCUUUUUCUAUGUAUUCUUCGAAGAGAGAAAUGGAAUUUAAGACGUAUUGACCGACUGUCCGGAUAUCUCCAUGAUGCAUCUGUGAUGUGUUAACGGCAUCUCAUUUAUCCCAGAUGAACAACAAAAUGUUCUUCAGUCUUUUUUCCCUGAAGGUUCAACAUGAGGUUUUCCUUGAAAAAGUACUCGGUCAACAAAAGCGAUCGCAUGUUUGACCUCAGAUUGUUUCAACAGUGAUUAAAAGCGAGGAGAGAAACGUUACGUUUUCGAGAUGAGAUUUAAAGCAAAAGAAUGAAGACAAUUUACAAGACGCGACAAACAAACCAAAUUAAAUGGAAAAAUGUUCCAAAUGACAACACAAAAACUUACUUGUAUUGUGAACUGUUAGUAGUUCCUGACUGGCUGUCCUGUUGUGGAGAUGUUGGCACAGCAAACCGAUGUCUAACUGUUGGGCUCUGGAUGUGUUUUGAUAUUAAAGCUGUUGUG
This is a messenger RNA of Lampris incognitus (smalleye Pacific opah), 3820 nucleotides long. It is a transcript of the gene mcm2, whose product is annotated as minichromosome maintenance complex component 2. The record is from RefSeq and is a predicted model, not a curated record. The transcript is spliced from 20 exons. Bases 53 to 2722 code for a protein of 889 amino acids. Gene Ontology annotation, molecular function: single-stranded DNA helicase activity; single-stranded DNA binding; 3'-5' DNA helicase activity. Gene Ontology annotation, cellular component: nucleus; MCM complex. Gene Ontology annotation, biological process: double-strand break repair via break-induced replication; DNA replication; mitotic DNA replication initiation. Lineage: Eukaryota; Metazoa; Chordata; Actinopteri; Lampriformes; Lampridae.